AUGGGUUCCGCUCCAGAGAAUUUCGACUACAUUAUUGUAGGAGGUGGCACUGCUGGCUUGACAGUCGCAAAUCGUUUGAGUGAAGAUGCGAACGUCAAGGUACUAGUGCUUGAGGCGGGUCAAGACCACUCUCAAAAUCCGCUCGCUCUGACUCCAGGUCUUGUUGUUGGCAUGUAUGGCAAGCCGGAAUAUGAUUGGAACUUUAGCUCAACACCUCAGUCUGGGCUGAACAACCGGAUUAUCAACCAGGCUCGUGGCAAGCAGCUGGGAGGAUCAUCAGCACUCAAUUUCAUGAUGUUGCUCUACCCUCCUAAGGGCAGCCUGGACGCUUGGGGCAAAUUGGGAAACAAGGGCUGGGAUUAUGAUUCUCUAUCGCCGUACUUGCGCAAGUUCGCGACGUUUCAUGUCCCCCCUCAAAGUGCCAAAGACGCUGUUGGCCUCAAGUACCACGACGAUUCAAUCAUUGGCGAUGGACCGAUCCAAAUUUCCUACGGCGAAGGCUUCGGAAAGUCAAAUACGGUCUGGAUGGAGACUUUCGCUAAACUUGGCCUGGAGAUGAAAGCCGACCCAAGACACGGCAAGGCCCUGGGCGCAUUCCAGCAGGGUGCCAACAUUGAUCCCGCCACUCACACGCGAAGCUAUGCCGCCAACGCGCACUACACUCCUGAGAUUGCGAGUAGACCAAACCUGACGGUUCUCACAGAGACAGUUGUCAAGAAGAUUGUCUUUGAUACGUCAGGAGCUGAGCCUGUUGCAACCGGUGUGCUCGUCAGGACAAAAGAGGGCACCGAGCAGACACUGAGUGGUGGUGAAAUCAUCCUGUCGGCGGGAGCUCUCAUGUCACCCCAAAUUCUUGAGCUGUCUGGUGUUGGUGACAGGUCGCUUCUUGAACGCCUGAACAUUCCCGUUCUCGUUGAGAACCCAAAUGUCGGAGAGAAUCUGCAAGAUCACCCCAUCUCAACCCAGGGAUUUGAAGUUAAUCCCGACGUUCCAUCGAGUGACGUGCUCCGUGACCCAAACGUUCUCAACGCACUUAUACAGAUGUUUCAGGAUGGAGGCAAGGGUCCCCUAGGCCAGUCGAUCAUUAGCGUCGCAUACUCCUCCCUCGCUGAUGGAGAAGGUGUCUACUCUGAAGAUGCAAGGAAGGCUUUGUUCGCCUCGCACGAUCAGCACGCACAGACUCGGGAUGGCAAACUCCUCCGUGAGCUCCUUGAAGGACCCAACGAGCCGGCUGUGGAGUACUUUUUGUUCCCCGGACAAGUGCAUACCGUCCUUGACAACCCAGCCAGCAUGGCGGAUUAUCUCUUACCGACAAGCCCAGAGAACUAUCUGACCGUCAUGACAAUGCUGAACCAUCCCUUUUCCCGCGGCAGUGUCCAUAUCACUAGCGCAGAUGUUGACAAGCUCCCAGCCUGGGAUCCCGGCUUCAACUCGAAUCCGCUUGAUUUGGAAAUCUCUGCACGCCAUAUUCAGUUUGUGGAACUCCUUCUCCGGACAUCGCCGUUCAAGGACCUUUUUAAACCAAACGGCGCUCGUAUCCCACAGGUCAAGGGUGAUACUCUCGAGAAUGCUAGAGAAAUUGUCAAACAGAGUCAAGUUAGUGACUUCCAUCCCGCAUGUAGUUUAGCGAUGAAGCCAAGAAACCAGGGCGGUGUCGUAGAUGACAGGCUGAGGGUGUAUGGCACUAAGGGAUUGAGAGUUGUUGAUGCUAGUGUCUUUCCUAUCCAAACCGCGGGCAACAUCCAGACCAUGGUCUAUGUUGUCGCAGAGAAGGCUGCGGACUUGAUCAAAGAGGAUAGGAGGUCAAAGGCUUAA
Messenger RNA from Trichoderma gamsii, 1815 nucleotides. RefSeq names its product aryl-alcohol dehydrogenase. Gene Ontology annotation, molecular function: flavin adenine dinucleotide binding; oxidoreductase activity, acting on CH-OH group of donors. The coding region runs from base 1 to 1815 and encodes 604 amino acids. NCBI's taxonomy places the organism in Eukaryota, Fungi, Ascomycota, Sordariomycetes, Hypocreales, Hypocreaceae. The record is from RefSeq and is a predicted model, not a curated record. The transcript is spliced from 2 exons.